AUGGGUAAACAAACCAACCUGUACUCCUUCCCAGACGUGGCCUCGCUGGCCCCGGCUCUCCGGUCGUACGUCAUCCAGUGCCAGAACGCCGGCAUCGCGCGCCACGGCGUCUUCAAGGUGGCCGUGUCCGGCGGAAGCCUGCCCGCCACACUCGCCAAGGCGCUGCUGCUGCCGUCCAGCACAUCACAAAAUGCUGCGUCCGCAGCGUCACCAGGAGACAGCAGCGACGAUGUCGUCCGCUUCGACAAGUGGGAGAUCUUCUUCGCCGACGAGCGCGCCGUGCCCCUCGACCACGCCGACUCCAAUUACGGCCUCCUCAAGACGGAGCUUCUCGACAAGAUCCCCGCCGGCACGGGCCAGCCCAUUGUGCACCCCAUCGACACGUCCGUGCUCGAGGACACGCAGGAGCUUGCCGACAAGUAUGAGCAGGUGCUCGUAGGCUCGUUUGCCAGCCGCGACAGCGUGCGCCUGCCGAUUUUCGAUCUGCUGCUGCUGGGCUGCGGGCCCGACGGCCACACGUGCAGCCUGUUCCCGGGCCACGAGCUGCUGCGCGAGACGAGCGCGUGGGUCAGCCCGAUCGAGGACAGCCCCAAGCCGCCGCCGCGCCGGAUCACGCUGACGCUGCCGGUGGUCACACACAGCGUGCGGGUGGCCUUUGUGGCGACGGGUGGCGGCAAGAAGGGCAUCAUGAAGCAGAUUUUCGACGAGGACAGCGGCCUGCCGUGCGCUCUGGUCAACGAUGGCGCGGGCGACCGGUGCAGCUGGUUUGUGGACAAUGCGGCCGUGGAGGGUGUGAGUUUCCCCAAGCGGGGAUUCAACUUGUAG
Sporothrix brasiliensis 5110 is the source of this 825-nucleotide messenger RNA. Its product is annotated as 6-phosphogluconolactonase. The transcript has a single exon. The coding region runs from base 1 to 825 and encodes 274 amino acids. Gene Ontology annotation, molecular function: 6-phosphogluconolactonase activity. Gene Ontology annotation, biological process: pentose-phosphate shunt; carbohydrate metabolic process. NCBI's taxonomy places the organism in Eukaryota, Fungi, Ascomycota, Sordariomycetes, Ophiostomatales, Ophiostomataceae. The record is from RefSeq and is a predicted model, not a curated record.